AUGGAUACCGAGAAGCUUAAGCGCAUGCAAGCGCAGGCUGUCCCGCUGUCCGACGAAACUAACAUCGAGACAGGAGGCAAAGGUACCCCGCGGAGAAAGACGAAGAAGGUCCACAAGAGCUCCGGCACCGACGACAAGAAGCUGCAGACCGCGCUGAAGAAGAUGAAUGUGCAACCCAUCCAAGCGAUUGAGGAGGUCAACAUGUUCAAGGAGGAUGGUAACGUGAUACACUUUGCCGCACCAAAGGUGCACGCCUCCGUCCCCUCCAACACCUUCGCCAUCUACGGCAACGGCGAGGACAAGGAACUUACCGAGCUUGUCCCCGGCAUUCUUAACCAAUUGGGACCGGACUCUCUGGCCUCGUUGCGCCGACUGGCCGAGUCGUACCAGAGCCUGCAGAAGAAGGAGGGCGGUGAGAAGAAGGAAGGCGAGGAUGACGAUGACGAGAUCCCGGAUUUGGUCGAGGGCGAGAACUUUGAGGGCAAGGUUGAAUAA
This is a messenger RNA of Exophiala dermatitidis NIH/UT8656, 495 nucleotides long. Its product is annotated as nascent polypeptide-associated complex subunit beta. The record is from RefSeq and is a predicted model, not a curated record. Gene Ontology annotation, cellular component: cytosol; nascent polypeptide-associated complex. NCBI's taxonomy places the organism in Eukaryota, Fungi, Ascomycota, Eurotiomycetes, Chaetothyriales, Herpotrichiellaceae. Bases 1 to 495 code for a protein of 164 amino acids. The transcript has 4 exons.